ACAAGGAGGGAGUGAUUAUAAAAAGUUGUGUCCGCGGGAACUACAUCCAUCUGCAGUUCUGCACACAUAUUUGCAUCUCUACUUCCUCUGAACAUACUCUACUAUACUGCAACUCUUGUAGGAACUCUCAUAUUUCAAAUGUACUUGCAGGAGGAUAUAUGGCAUCACUAGCUACAGCUGAUAUCUGUGACGCACAUAUUCCUCUUUUAAAUAACGGAGAUGUUCGUGUUCUGCAACCAAUUUUUCAGAGCUAUGGCAUGUGUCGAGCAUUCUCAGGCCCUAUCGUGACUCUCAAGGUGUUUGAAGACAACGUGAUGGUCCGAGGGCUUCUGGAAACCAGAGGCGAAGGCAGAGUACUGGUCGUGGAUGGUGGGGGCAGCAUGAGAUGCGCCUUGGUAGGAGGCAAUUUGGGAGUGUUGGCUCAGAAUAUGGGGUGGGCUGGUAUUGUGGUGAAUGGAUGCAUCAGAGACGUCGAUGAGAUCAACAGCUGUGAUAUUGGGGUUAAAGCACUGGCAACACAUCCGCGGAAAUCAAACAGAAGAGGCCUUGGGGAGAAGAACGUUCUGGUGCAUAUUGCAGGAACGAUCAUUCACGACGGAGAGUGGUUAUAUGCAGACGGUGAUGGCAUUCUCAUCUCCAAAACCGAGCUCUCUCUUUAAAGUAUGGUCAUUCAUUGUAAUGUAUUGACAAUACCGUGAUCAGUGAUGACUGAUGAAUAAAGUUACAAUGUUGACAUGAACUUCUUGAAGAUGAAUUGAAAUUGUUUUCUUCUAA
Daucus carota subsp. sativus is the source of this 774-nucleotide messenger RNA. Its product is annotated as putative 4-hydroxy-4-methyl-2-oxoglutarate aldolase 3. Gene Ontology annotation, molecular function: ribonuclease inhibitor activity. The transcript has 2 exons. NCBI's taxonomy places the organism in Eukaryota, Viridiplantae, Streptophyta, Magnoliopsida, Apiales, Apiaceae. Gene Ontology annotation, biological process: regulation of RNA metabolic process. The record is from RefSeq and is a predicted model, not a curated record. Bases 159 to 659 code for a protein of 166 amino acids.